AGUCCAGCUCAUCUAGUCCUCUGUGUGGUGUAUUAGAUGUCAACAUCUGUGCUCUUUGCUUUUUACUGGAGAUAAACGUAAGGCUAAUGCUGCCAUCUAGUGGUGACAUCAAAUAGUGCGAGUAUCAGUUUGCAUUCUGAUCUAAAAAUAUCCAGUGUAGAACUUAUUUGAGCAGUUAUCUUGUGACUGGGCACAAACGAAGGGCAUUUGAUUCAGAAGAUUUUUUUUCUUAUGAGUUUAACUUAAAACAGAAAUGGGUUCAGUUUUUGUAAAUUGCUUUAUAUUUGUUUGGAUUCCAUAGAAACUUGAGGCACUUCCAUUAGAGGACUGGAGCAGGAGGUCCAGGACUGGGAGGAUGAACGGCGAGCUUUGGCUCAUAGGAGAGCCAUGAUCCGGCCUCCGCUGCCUCGGGCCCCCCGACUCCCUCCCAGGCAGCAGCGGCUCCAAGAGGUCAGAGCCCCUCCACCCCAGAUCCGCUGCAGAGACACCAGCAUCCACAACACCUUCAUGUGCGGAGACAUAAAGGGAGUCUACGCUGUGCUGAAAGACCCUGCAAUGGUCAACGCCCUGAUGGAGACGGUGCAUGAGGAGAUGGUGUGGGCUCCAGAAAUGGGCAUGUGGACGCUGAGCUCCAAGGUGAAACAAACAUCGGCCUUACGCCUGGCUGCCAACCGGGGUCACACGGCGUGUGUGGAGGAGCUGCUGUUUCGUGGUGCUGAGGUGAACGCCAACCCUGGAGGCAACACGGCACUCCACGACGCCUGCAUAGGCGGCCACCCUGUCUGCGUCCAGCUGCUGCUCUCCCAUGGAGCAGAUCCUGAAGUGCUGGCAGCAGAUGGCAGUGCUCCUCUUCACCUCUGUACCUCUGCCCAGUCAUUCCACUGUGCUGAGCUGCUUUUAGAAGGAGGCGCGGACAUCAAUGUGCGGAGCCGGGAGUCGAGGCUCACCCCUCUGCAUGUGGCUGCUCAGCGAGGCCUGGAGGAGCACGUCCAGCUCUUCCUCAGCCACGGCGCUGAUGUUUUAGCCACCAAUCGAGAGGGGGAGACCCCCCUGAAUGCUGCUUGCUCUGGAGCCGAGAGGCCGUCCGAAGCUGGGAGAUACCUCCGUGUGAGCCAGAAGCUGCUGGAUGCAGGAGCUAAUCCCCAAACUGCAGGCAGGAAGCAACACACCCCGCUGCAUAACGCCUGCGCAAACUGCUGCUGCAGGAUUGUAGACGUCCUCCUGCAGCAUGGAGCGAAGGCUGAUGUUGAGAACUGUGCAGGAUACACACCAAUGGACUGUCUGCUGCAGGUUGUGGAAGAUUACCCAACUCAGCAAUCUGAAGCUAUAGCACGAUCCCUUCUGAACUAUGGAGCAAAACCUGUUUCACCAAAGAUGCUGAAACAGCUGGCCUUGUAUCCUGAUGUUCUGGGCCUGAUGCUGAACUCGUAUACAUCCAUCCCGCCCUGUGAUUGGUCAGACUCCCUGCCUCCUGACACGCUUUCCCAGGAGCACCUGUUGUUUCUCCGCUCGCUGCGUCAGAGGAGCACUCAGCCUCGAUCCUUGCAGCAUCUCUGCCGUUGUGCUGUGCGUCAGCAUUUAGGAGCCCGCUGUCACUCAGCUGUAUGUGAGCUGAACCUUCCUGGCUCUGUGAGGGAAUAUCUGCUGCUGUGUGACAACAAGACACUCCAAUAAAUAUUGAUGUUGUCAUAUCAUCUUAAAACUUAUUACUAUUGAUUCUAAAUCCAAAUUGUCACACGCAGGCUGCUUGGUAGUGCAGUGGAUAACACUGAUUCCUCAAAAUGUAAAUUAUUCUUUAGUUCUUAUAAAAGAUGCUGCCUGAAAAGUUGGAGUUGGUCACACUAGGUCACGUGUCAAAGUCAAGGCCACAGCUUUUUUUGUGGCCCUUUAGAUUCUAGAUUAAACACUAAAUCUGCUUAAAUAUCAUGUUAUCAAUCAAUUCAGUGCAGUUUUUAUCUGUUUACUGCCAAAUUAUAUCAAUCACUCUCUCCAGUUUCUUGAGAAUUAUAGUGGAAAUUCACA
This is a messenger RNA of Xiphophorus hellerii (green swordtail), 2022 nucleotides long. It is a transcript of the gene asb16, whose product is annotated as ankyrin repeat and SOCS box containing 16. The transcript is spliced from 7 exons. Gene Ontology annotation, biological process: intracellular signal transduction; protein ubiquitination; positive regulation of protein catabolic process. Gene Ontology annotation, molecular function: protein binding. The record is from RefSeq and is a predicted model, not a curated record. The coding region runs from base 388 to 1674 and encodes 428 amino acids. Lineage: Eukaryota; Metazoa; Chordata; Actinopteri; Cyprinodontiformes; Poeciliidae.